This is a messenger RNA of Medicago truncatula (barrel medic), 1018 nucleotides long. RefSeq names its product protein STRICTOSIDINE SYNTHASE-LIKE 11. Gene Ontology annotation, molecular function: hydrolase activity. Lineage: Eukaryota; Viridiplantae; Streptophyta; Magnoliopsida; Fabales; Fabaceae. The record is from RefSeq and is a predicted model, not a curated record. Bases 1 to 1002 code for a protein of 333 amino acids. Gene Ontology annotation, cellular component: endomembrane system. The transcript has 3 exons.
AUGGCUGUUAUCACUGGGAUCUUAAUCUCCCUCAUACUCUAUAAUUCAUCAUCUAUAGUUGCCUAUUGCAAAUUACUGGACAGACUCUAUCUUCCACCAUCACUAACAGGCCCCGAGUCCCUAGCAUUUGAUUCCAUUGGUGGAGGGCCUUAUACUGGUGUAUCUGAUGGAAGAAUUCUUAAAUAUGAUGAAGAAUGUUCUUGUUUCCUUGAGUUUGCACACAUUUCACCAUACAGGAACAAAACAAAUUGUGACGGAAUUUCAGACUUCUCGGAACUCCAAGAAACAUGUGGGAGGCCUAUGGGGUUGAGUUUCAAUUACAAGACAAAGGAAUUAUAUAUAGCUGAUGCUUAUUAUGGACUUGUGAAGGUCCCUUAUGACGGAGGUGCUGCAACACAACUUGUUUCUAAUGUACUAGGCAACCCUUUUGGGUUUCUUGCUGGCGCGGAUGUAGAUCCUAACACUGGAAUCGUUUAUUUUACGGAAGCUAGCUAUUAUCACAAGAUCAGGGAUCUCCGGAAUCUACUUAAUAGCCGAGAUAUUUUUUCUGGAAGCCUGUUCAGAUACAAUCCAACAACGAAAGUAACCACAUUGUUGCUCCGUAAUCUAGCUAUGGCAACAGGGGUAGCAGUAAGCAGCAAUGGUUCAUUUGUCCUUGUAAGUGAGUACAAGGCGAAUAGAAUCCGGAGAUUCUGGCUUACAGGACCAAAUGCAUAUACUUCAGAUAUAUUCUUGUGGCUUCCGGGGAGACCAGAUAACAUCAAAAGGACCUCGAAGAACGAGUUUUGGGUGGCAGUGAAUUAUCCUUUUGGAUCACCACCACCACCAGUACCUCCUGUUUUGCCUCUUGGACUAAGAAUCAAUGAGCAAGGUUUAAUUUUAGAGGCUGUGCCUCUUGUUGAGGGGUUUGGUACUGGAUCAGUCAGUGAAGUUCAUGAAGCUGAGGGAAAACUCUAUGCUACAUCGUUGCGUGAUAGCUAUGUUAACAUUCUCACAGCCUAGUUUUCCCUUAAUCUUG